Rattus rattus (black rat) is the source of this 3161-nucleotide messenger RNA. RefSeq names its product gephyrin (gene Gphn). Bases 151 to 2301 code for a protein of 716 amino acids. Gene Ontology annotation, biological process: molybdenum incorporation into molybdenum-molybdopterin complex; establishment of synaptic specificity at neuromuscular junction; postsynaptic neurotransmitter receptor diffusion trapping. NCBI's taxonomy places the organism in Eukaryota, Metazoa, Chordata, Mammalia, Rodentia, Muridae. Gene Ontology annotation, cellular component: dendrite; postsynaptic membrane; cytoplasm. The transcript is spliced from 23 exons. The record is from RefSeq and is a predicted model, not a curated record. Gene Ontology annotation, molecular function: molybdopterin molybdotransferase activity.
UGCACGUUUGUUUUCUUUCAGGAAACACUCAUAGACUGGUGUGAUGAGAAGGAACUUAAUUUGAUAUUAACAACUGGCGGGACAGGGUUUGCACCACGAGAUGUCACUCCAGAGGCCACAAAAGAAGUAAUAAAACGGGAAGCGCCAGGGAUGGCCCUGGCAAUGCUGAUGGGAUCACUUAAUGUUACACCUCUGGGCAUGCUCUCUAGACCAGUGUGUGGAAUAAGAGGGAAAACUCUGAUAAUUAAUCUGCCUGGUAGCAAGAAAGGAUCUCAGGAAUGCUUUCAGUUCAUACUGCCAGCUCUACCUCAUGCCAUUGACCUUUUACGUGAUGCCAUUGUAAAAGUAAAGGAGGUGCAUGAUGAACUUGAAGAUUUACCUUCCCCACCACCUCCUCUUUCUCCACCUCCUACAACUAGCCCACAUAAGCAGACAGAAGACAAAGGAGUUCAGUGUGAAGAGGAGGAAGAAGAAAAGAAAGACAGUGGUGUCGCUUCGACAGAAGAUAGUUCCUCAUCACAUAUUACUGCAGCAGCUCUUGCUGCAAAGAACCAUCCAUUCUACACCAGUCCUGCUGUUUUCAUGGCAAAUCAUGGGCAGCCCAUCCCUGGUCUCAUCAGUUAUUCCCAUCAUGCAACAGGCAGUGCAGAUAAACGGAUUCCAGACUCCAUCAUUUCUCGUGGCGUUCAGGUGCUCCCACGAGACACAGCCUCCCUUAGCACUACUCCUUCAGAGUCGCCCCGUGCCCAGGCUACAUCUCGCCUCUCUACAGCUUCUUGUCCAACACCAAAACAAAUUAGACGGCCGGAUGAAAGCAAAGGAGUUGCUAGUAGAGUUGGAUCCCUCAAAGCUCGGCUUCCCUCGUGCUCAUCUACCUAUAGUGUAUCUGAGCUCCACUCUAGAUUGGAAGGGCUUAAAGAUGAACUCUGGAGGAGUAGAGGCUACGACUUAAGAGUCCAGUCCAGGUGCAGCAGCAAGGAGAACAUUCUAAGAGCCAGUCACAGUGCUGUAGAUAUCACCAAGGUGGCUAGAAGACAUCGCAUGUCUCCUUUUCCUCUGACGUCUAUGGACAAAGCCUUCAUUACAGUUCUGGAGAUGACUCCGGUGCUUGGUACAGAAAUCAUCAAUUACCGAGAUGGAAUGGGGCGAGUCCUUGCUCAAGAUGUGUAUGCAAAAGACAACCUACCCCCAUUCCCAGCAUCAGUAAAAGAUGGCUAUGCUGUUCGAGCUGCUGAUGGUCCAGGAGAUCGUUUCAUCAUUGGGGAAUCCCAAGCUGGUGAACAGCCAACUCAGACAGUAAUGCCCGGACAAGUGAUGCGGGUUACAACAGGUGCUCCAAUCCCCUGCGGUGCUGAUGCAGUAGUGCAAGUUGAAGAUACUGAACUCAUCAGGGAAUCAGAUGAUGGUACUGAAGAACUUGAAGUGCGAAUUCUGGUGCAAGCUCGGCCAGGCCAAGACAUCAGACCCAUCGGCCACGACAUUAAAAGAGGGGAGUGUGUUUUGGCAAAAGGAACCCAUAUGGGCCCUUCAGAAAUUGGUCUCCUUGCAACUGUAGGUGUCACAGAAGUUGAAGUUAAUAAGUUUCCAGUGGUUGCCGUUAUGUCAACAGGGAAUGAGCUACUAAAUCCUGAAGAUGACCUCUUACCAGGAAAGAUUCGGGACAGCAAUCGAUCAACACUUCUAGCAACAAUUCAGGAACAUGGUUACCCAACAAUCAACUUGGGAAUUGUAGGAGACAACCCAGAUGACUUACUCAAUGCCUUGAAUGAGGGUAUCAGCCGUGCUGAUGUCAUCAUCACGUCAGGAGGUGUAUCCAUGGGGGAAAAGGACUAUCUCAAGCAGGUGCUGGACAUCGAUCUUCAUGCUCAGAUCCAUUUUGGCAGGGUUUUUAUGAAGCCAGGCUUGCCAACAACAUUUGCAACUUUGGAUAUUGAUGGUGUAAGAAAAAUUAUUUUUGCACUACCAGGGAAUCCUGUAUCAGCUGUGGUCACCUGCAACCUCUUUGUUGUACCCGCACUGAGAAAAAUGCAGGGUAUCUUGGAUCCUCGGCCAACCAUCAUCAAAGCUAGGUUAUCAUGUGACGUAAAGCUGGACCCUCGCCCAGAAUACCACCGGUGUAUACUGACUUGGCAUCACCAAGAACCACUGCCCUGGGCCCAGAGUACAGGUAAUCAGAUGAGCAGCCGUCUGAUGAGCAUGCGCAGUGCCAAUGGAUUGCUGAUGCUACCUCCAAAGACAGAGCAGUAUGUGGAACUUCACAAAGGCGAGGUGGUGGACGUCAUGGUCAUCGGACGGCUAUGAUGGUGACCAACAGGAGAAAGUUUCGAUGCAUGUCCACAUAUCAUUGACUGUAUCCUGUCAUAUGCAACGGCACAGCUAGUUUUUCUGAUCUGGAUAAAAGUUGAUCUGUAUAGUCAACAUCUUGAACUAUAUUUCAAAUGAAUUUAAAUACCUUUUAAAGAAAAAACACACCUAAGAAUAAAUCUCAACAGACAACUCUAUUCUGAUUAUAUCAAAGCAAAAUUUUCCUUUCUUGCAAAUUGCUUUGUGUGUUCAAUGCUAGGUCUGAUAGCGAUAGCUUUAGUAGACAGCGGUAGGUGCCUGCAGAACUUGUGUUUUUCUCAUCUUUAAAUACAACUACUUAUGCUCUUAAUCAAGGCUGUCUGCUUCUUUAUACUAGUGUAGGCAACACUUGGAUUUCCCUUCUUAGUAUGCUUCAUAACUGCUUUACAGAGAGCUUUUGCUUGUUCUUUCUCAUGUAUCUCGUGUUUAUGUGCACCACGCCAAAAGAGGAGUGACUGCGCGAGGCCCCGCCUGCCUCGAGAGCCUUCCCUGCUGAGCACCCAGGGAAGCUCUCACCCUCGCAGCCUCUGGGACACAGUACUAGCAGGCAGUAACUGGAUACCUUUCAUUUGAACAAACAAACGGGGUGGGGGAAAUGCUUCCUUAAGUGCUGACAGCCUUUUUAACCAACACAUUUAAAAUUGUACAGAACAAAAAUAAAAUCAAAGACUGAUCUUGUACAGAUAUUAGUGUUACCAGCAUUCAUGUGGAAUCAAGAGCAAAAACAAAAUAAUGUUAAACAACUCUGUACCAUAACAUUUUCUGUAAUGAUAAUGAAACUUAAUGAAUAAAAAAAAUCCUUGAUCAUUAUUUAAAAA